AUGGAUUGGGCAGUAAAGUAUGGGAUUGAGAAUCAAGUCAAGGAGUACAACACCUAUGAUGCCAGAACUAGGAAAGAAAUCCGUUACAAUGUCACCAAAUUGAUCGAUGACCUUCCAUUGGCUAUUGAUCGAUUCUUCGACGUCAUGGACGACGAAUAUCAGACACGAGAAGAGCGACGAAAAGAGCUUGAAGAUAUUAGCGCUCAAAAUCCGAAGGAAAACACUGUUGCAGUAGGUGUCCAGUGCCUUUAUUCGAAAUCGAAUCACUUGCUUGUCGAUUAUCCCACCCGCCGCGAAUCGCUUUUCCACGUUGGAUUAUAG
Messenger RNA from Haemonchus placei, 321 nucleotides. The record is from the annotation of a GenBank genome assembly. Lineage: Eukaryota; Metazoa; Nematoda; Chromadorea; Rhabditida; Trichostrongylidae.